Staurois parvus is the source of this 675-nucleotide messenger RNA. The record is from the annotation of a GenBank genome assembly. NCBI's taxonomy places the organism in Eukaryota, Metazoa, Chordata, Amphibia, Anura, Ranidae.
CACCUAGGCAUGCAGACUGCUUCUACAAACAGAAUGGGUCGCUCUCAGGAGCUCAGUAAAUUCAAGCGUGGUAAUGUGAUAGGUUGCCACCUGUGUAAUAAGUUUAUCUGUGAAAUUUCCUGGCUACUAAAUAUUUCACAGUCAACUGUUAGUGGUAUUAUAACAAAGUGGAAGCAACUGGGAACAACAGCAACUCAACCACGAAGUGGUAGGCCACUUAAAAUGACAGAGAGGGGUCAGCGCAUGCUGAAGAGUACAGUGCUCAGAAGUCCCCAACUGUCUGCAAAGUCAAUAGCUUAAGACCUCCAAACUUAAUGUGGUCUUCAGAUUAGCACUACAGUGCGUAGAGAGCUUCAUGGAAUGGGAUUCCAUGGCUGAGAAAAUGCAUCCAAACCAUACAUCGGCAGGUGCAAUGCAAAGCAUCAAAUGCAGUGGUAUAAGGCACACCGCCACUGGACUCUAGAGCAGUGGAGAUGUGUUCUCUGGAGUGAUGAAUCAUGCUUCUCUAUCUGUCAAUACGGUGGACGUGUCUGGGUUUGGUGGUUGCCAGGAGAAUAGUACCUGCCUGACUUAAUUGUGCUACGUGUAAGGUUUGGUGGAGGGGGGGGGGAUUAUGGUGUGGGGCCGUUUUUCAGGGGUUGGGCUUGGCUUAGUUCCAGUGAGGGGAACUCUUAA